CCCGCCGCGCGACCCGCAGCCCCGGCCAGAGCGCGGGCGGUGGCCGAGCGCCGGCAGCGCGGGGAGCGCGGAUGCGGGCGGGCGGGCUCGGCGCACCGAGUCCGGCUUCGGAGCGGUCACCCGCUUCUUGUCCCUAUGUCGGUACAAUCCAAUUCCCAGGUGGAACUUCUGAACAUCCUUGAUUUGUGGAGGAAACCCUUCCCAACAAUGAAAUCAACAGCUUAGUUGAAGCCAGUGUUUGUGCAGUUCUGGUGGAUCUGCUAUGGUCACGGGGCCUGAGAUCUAAGGAAUACGGGGACUUCUGUGAUGACAAUAUGACUAAUAGUAAAGGAAGAUCUCUCACCAGUAAAACGAGCGGUGGUUUUAGUAGUGGAGAAGGUUUUGUCGACUGGACUUUCAAUUUAAAUACAAUUCAGUCUGACAGGUUUUUAAACUUACUGUUGAGUAUGGUUCCAGUAAUGUACCAGAAAAACCAGGAAGACAGGCACAAAAAAGCCAAUGGCCUCUGGCCGGAUGGACUGUCCGGGGCGGCGCAGGCCUUCAGCGGCAGGUCCGAGCAGCACACGGAGUACCACAGUUUCUCUGAGCCGACUUUCCACGGCACUGGCGGGCACGCCCCAUCCAACUGCAGUCCGAAGUACGACGACUAUGCCACCUAUAACUACUGCGACGGGAGGGAGGCCUCGGAGACCACCGCCAUGCUGCAGGGCGAGGAUGCGUCCAGCGAGGGGGACGAGGACGUCAUCGUGGAGACGAACCACAGGUUGCCCAAGGAGUCCAGUGGCAUCAUGGCCUUGCAGAUACUGGUGCCGUUUCUGCUCGCUGGUUUUGGAACCGUGUCAGCCGGCAUGGUCUUGGACAUCGUGCAGCACUGGGAGGUGUUCAAAAAUGUAACAGAAGUCUUCAUUUUAGUUCCUGCCCUUCUUGGUCUCAAAGGGAACUUGGAAAUGACGCUGGCAUCCAGAUUGUCCACCGCAGUAAAUAUUGGGAAGAUGGACUCACCCAUUGAAAAGUGGAACCUAAUAAUUGGAAACUUGGCUUUAAAGCAGGUUCAGGCAACAGUCGUUGGAUUUUUAGCAGCGGUGGCGGCGAUUAUAUUGGGCUGGAUUCCAGAGGGAAAGUAUUACCUGGAUCAUUCCAUCCUCCUGUGCUCCAGCAGCGUGGCCACCGCCUUCAUCGCGUCUCUCCUGCAGGGAAUAAUAAUGGUUGGAGUUAUCGUUGGUUCAAAGAAGACUGGUAUAAAUCCUGAUAAUGUCGCUACACCCAUUGCUGCCAGUUUUGGGGACCUUAUAACUCUUGCCAUAUUAGCCUGGAUAAGUCAGGGUUUGUACUCCUGUCUUGAGACCUAUUACUACGUUUCUCCACUAGUUGGUGCCUUUUUCUUGGCCCUAACUCCUAUCUGGAUUAUAGUAGCUGCCAAACAUCCAGCAACAAGGACAGUUCUCCACUCAGGCUGGGAGCCCGUCAUCACAGCGAUGGUGAUAAGUAGCAUCGGGGGCCUUAUUCUGGACACAACUGUAUCUGACCCAAAUUUGGUUGGAAUUGUUGUUUACACUCCAGUUAUUAAUGGUAUUGGUGGCAACUUGGUGGCCAUUCAGGCUAGCAGGAUUUCCACCUACCUCCACUUACAUAGCAUCCCAGGAGAACUGCCAGAUGAACCCAAAGGUUGCUACUACCCAUUUAGGACUUUUUUUGGUCCAGGAGUAAAUAAUAAGUCUGCUCAGGUUCUCCUGCUUCUGGUGAUUCCUGGGCAUCUGAUCUUCCUCUACACCAUCCACUUGAUGAAGAGUGGCCACACCUCCCUAACUGUUAUCUUCGUAGUGGUGUACUUACUUGCUGCCGUGUUACAGGUGUUCACCCUGCUGUGGAUUGCUGACUGGAUGGUGCAUCACUUCUGGAGGAAGGGAAAGGACCCGGACAGCUUCUCCAUCCCCUACCUGACGGCACUGGGCGAUCUGCUGGGGACAGCUCUGUUGGCCCUGAGUUUCCAUUUCCUGUGGCUCAUUGGAGACCGAGAUGGUGAUGUUGGAGACUAAUAAAUCCUGCACGCUGCUCUCAAGUUACCAAGGAGGAAAACACAAGACAACCACUUCUGGCUCCUUUUCAAACCUCUUACGUCACUAGGUUGACUUCUGCCAGGGUAAUCUUCAGUUGGCCCUGAUUCAAUUAAAUGGCCUUAACUUUUUUUUAAGGAAUUUGUGCUGAAACCAGAAUGAACAGUAUUUGUGCUGCUUUUUGUAGAAUAAAUAAUUUGACAUAGACCUAGAUACAAACUCAAGCUCUGAAAUUAAUUAAAUAGGAAAGAAUAUAUAGGAUGUUUACAAUGAAUGAUUUUGAAACCACAGACAUAGCAGAAAUGUACAUUUAUUGUUGUUUAGGUUGUAAUGUGGAGUUAGAGGAAAUGGAGCCCCAGCUCUGCCUUUGACGGGUGUGUUGUACUUCAAAACAUACCAUAGAACGGAAGGUACCCCACCAGGCUUUGAAUCAUCUGAAUUAUGCCACCUCUGUGCUAGCUGAGGAUAAAUUUACCAAUUACUCGCUCCUAAACUGACCUAAAUAUGUUCUACUGAGCAUAAGAUAAAUUCGCUUUUACCUGCAUCUAAAAUUACCCUGUGCCAAUGCUAAUUUAAUUUCAACUCUGCAAGCUCUUGGCAGGCGCCCCUUUAAACAUGGAAUGCUCUUGAGAGGUCUUUAAUGAGAGCAGUAGGCCAUUUUUGAUCAUUGAUUUGUUGAUCUUUCUCAGAAAACAGUGAGAAACAGAAGAUAACUUGAGCUGCAUUUGUAGACACAGAUGGCAAGAACAAAUGUGUGUGUGUGCGUGUGUGUGAGAGAGAGAGAGAGAGAGAAGCUUUUGCUGAACUAAAACGUGAGUGGUUGCUAGUCAGGAUCACAGUGCUGUUGGGCCACCAGCACUAUAGAGUUGUCCCUCAGCACAGUUAACUGAUGCUCUUGUCAUUUGAUCCCAAAACUAUCCUGCUGAGCAGAAUUUAGUAUUUGUUACCUACAUUAAAAUUAGUGGUUUAUUAUUAUUUCAAAAAGAGCUAUAUCACUUAAUAUAAUCCAGAUAGAAGAUUUAAGAUGGGCAAGAGGUUCCUGGGCCCUUUUUAGGAGGCUAAAGGGACACUGGGUUAGGCAGCGAGCUCUCGUGCCUAGACGGGCAUCUGUUGGCACCGGCUUGUAUCUACAGGGACCUUAUGUACACUGAUUAAUUUCUCCAAUAUUUUUCUAAAACUCUCAACUGUGGACUAACCACUUGGCAGACACCUUAGUCAUUCAGUAAGUGAACACUUUUAUUUCACAUACAGUUCAUGCUUUAACUGCAGUGUAAUCUCUGAAGGCCAUUAUUUAAUAAUGAAAUUAUUAAACAGUUGAGAGAAUAAAAUGCACAUAACUUUGAUCAUCGUGGUUUAAGUUGUGAGUUAGCAUUAUUAUAUAUAAAUAGUAGGUUGUUUAUAAAUAUAUUGGGGAAGUAUUCUUGUUAAGCUCUUUCAAAUAAGGGGGCUAUGGUUUAGAGGUAUAUAUUUUUGCUUACUUUUAAACUUUAAUUAUUCCAUUCUUCUGUCUUAUAAUGAAGGUUUUAAGGCAGAGAACUGAGCUAAUUAUGGAAUUUCUCCUUUGGAGAGUUAUGAUAUCAUAUAGUGAACAUUCUUAUAAAAGAAAGAAUGAUUAAAUUUAAGUUGAUGAAUAUUUAGCUGCAAAGAUUUUUAUUUUUUAAAAAAAUCCGUGGAUUAUUUUUUUUAAAUCCAUGGAUCAUAUCUUUGAUUUUAUUGUAAAGCAUUUUUAAAUUAUUUACAUUUGGGCUCUAUGAUUCAUAUACAUUUACACUUCUGAAUUAUUUCUAUUGAUUUUUUUUUUAACCUAGAAAAAAAAUGCAAAGCAGGGCAGAGUUUUUAAGUUUUAGCUAACAACUUUAUCUGGUAUAGUCCAUUUUCCAAAGCACCUUUAAAGACCUGCCAUGCAUCCUCACAACCAGAGCGGUGAAGGUCAGACAUUGCUCCCUCUAUCUCAGAGUAGAGGACCUGGACACUCAGAGAUGCUAUGUUAAGGUUGCACCACUGCUAAGUGGCUAGUUGUGAGCGCCCUGAAGACCAGGUCCUGGGACUCCCAGGUCAGUGCUCUUUCUGUGACACAUCUGUGGCCCUCCAGUUACCAGAACCCACGUGAUAAACUGCAAAGAAGCCAAGUGGAGAAACAGGGUUUGCAAAAGCCAAAUGGAGCAGCGCUCCUCCUUCAGAUCAGACGGGAAGCCUCGUUCUAAUGUGUCUAAAGCCAACUCUAAGUCAUUCAUGUUCCUAAGAUCAAGGAAAACAAAAUGACGAAAAUAUUUCUGUAACAGAAGCUUGGGAAUAAAGAGCAAUGUUGCUCCUAUCCUCCCAGAUCUUGCUAUUUGCCGUGGAUGAUGAUAAUUAGGAUGACCGAAUUGUCUCCUUUUUCUUUUGCUCCACAAUCUGAGUUAGACCAGCAAAAUGUCUAAAAGGCAUGUAAUGGGGGGCAAGAAAGAAUGGAAAAAUCAGUCACAGAUUAACUGAUUAUAUAGGAUACAAUUCCUUUAAAAAUUACUGCUGGACUUUUGAAAGCCUUCACACAAGUAACCAGUAAGAUGAUGUUUUAUUUACCCAUAAAAUAAUUUAUUUUCAGCCUUAUAUAAUAUAAAACAACAGUAUUUAUUUUUAUAUCAUAUAAAAUCUUCUGCUUUCCAAAAUUCUUCCUUUCAUUGAUUUAUUGGAUACUUUAUUUACACACAUUUUUAAGUCAUAUUUUCUAUUCUUGCCAACCAUUUAUUUCUUUCAAAAGUAAAGUUUCUCUGAACCUAAUAAAAUGAAAACGUAUGGUAAUGUAUCUUCUGGGAGACAUAAAAAAAAUCCCGCAGCACAGACUCUCAGUGAGGUUGCCAGCUGAAUGCAUUUCAUGGGUCUUUGGGUAGCGGGGCUUUCUCGCCUUACAUGAUCUCUGUGGUGUAGUUUACCCAUGGGUAAUGGACCUCUGUCAUCUGAAUUGUUGUAAACUCAAGAAUAAAAUUUAAGAAAUGUUGA
This is a messenger RNA of Sciurus carolinensis (gray squirrel), 5033 nucleotides long. It is a transcript of the gene Slc41a2, whose product is annotated as solute carrier family 41 member 2. NCBI's taxonomy places the organism in Eukaryota, Metazoa, Chordata, Mammalia, Rodentia, Sciuridae. Gene Ontology annotation, molecular function: monoatomic cation transmembrane transporter activity. Gene Ontology annotation, cellular component: plasma membrane. Gene Ontology annotation, biological process: monoatomic cation transport. The record is from RefSeq and is a predicted model, not a curated record. The coding region runs from base 315 to 2036 and encodes 573 amino acids. The transcript is spliced from 11 exons.